Molecule: messenger RNA, 2683 nt
Organism: Mirounga angustirostris (Northern elephant seal)
Lineage: Eukaryota; Metazoa; Chordata; Mammalia; Carnivora; Phocidae
Product: protocadherin gamma-A12
Exons: 1
Coding region: 9-2468 (819 amino acids)
Biological process (GO): homophilic cell-cell adhesion
Cellular component (GO): plasma membrane
Molecular function (GO): calcium ion binding
Source: RefSeq, a predicted model, not a curated record
AAGUGACGAUGAUUCCUGAGCGACUGCAUCAGGACUGCAAAGGGCUUGUCCUGCUGGGAGUUCUCCUGGGGGUUCUGUGGGAAACCGGAUGCGCCCAAAUUCACUAUUCAGUUCCUGAGGAGCUGGAGAAAGGCUCUAGGGUGGGAAACAUCGCCAAGGACCUGGGGUUGGAGCCCCAGGAACUAGAAGAGCGUGGAGUCCGUAUAGUCUCCAGAGGUAGGACUCAACUUUUCGCUCUGAACCUUCGAAGCGGCAACCUAAUCUCCGCAGGCAGAAUAGACCGGGAAGAGCUCUGUAUGGGCGUCUUAAAGUGUCAAUUAAAUCUGGAGAUUCUGUUGGAGGAUAAAGUAAAAAUAUACGGGGUAGUAGUAGAAGUGAGAGACAUUAACGAUAAUGCCCCCUAUUUCCGGGAAGAUGAAUUAGAAAUAAAAGUGAGUGAAAACGCAGCCACUGGGUUGCGGUUCCCUCUUCCCCACGCUUGGGAUCCGGAUAUCGGGAAGAACUCUCUCCAGAGCUAUGGACUCAGUAGUAAUACUCACUUCUCCCUGGACGUGCAAAGCGGAGCGGAUGGUAACAAGUACCCAGAAUUGGUUUUGGAGUGCGCCUUGGACCGGGAGCAGAAGGCUGUUCAUCACCUUGUUCUCACCGCCUCCGACGGGGGUGACCCAGUCCGCACAGGCACCACGCGCAUCCGUGUGAUGGUAGUUGAUGUGAAUGACAACGCACCAGUAUUUGCUCAGUCUGAGUACCGCGUGAGCGUUCCAGAGAAUGUGGCCGUAGGCACUAAGCUGCUUCUGGUAAGUGCCACCGACCCUGACGAAGGAGCCAAUGUGGAAGUGAUGUAUUCCUUCCGUUAUGUGGACAACAAGGCAGCCCAAGUUUUCAAACUAGAUGCUAAUUUAGGGACAAUUUCAACAAUAGGGGAGCUGAACCACGAGGAAUCAGAAUUCUACGAGAUGGAAGUGCAAGCAGUUGAUAACGCAGGGUAUUCUGCACGAGCCAAAGUCUUGAUCACAGUAUUGGAUGUGAAUGAUAAUGCCCCUGAAGUAGUUGUCAUCUCUCUCUCCAGCUCCAUUCUGGAAAACUCUCCCAGAGGGACAUUAAUUGCCCUUUUAAAUGUAAAUGAUCAAGACUCUGGGGAAAAUGGACAAGUGAUCUGUUUCAUCCGAGGGAAUCUGCCAUUUACAUUAGAAAAGUCUUAUGGAAAUUACUAUAGUUUAGUGACAGACACACUCCUAGACCGGGAACAGGUUCCUAGCUACAACAUCACGGUGACCGCCAGUGACAGAGGAAGUCCGCCCCUGUCCACGGAAACUCCUAUCUCACUGAAAGUAGCAGACACCAACGACAACCCGCCCGCCUUCUCUGACGCUUUCUACUCCGCCUAUAUCGUGGAGAACAACCCUAGAGGAGCCUCCCUAAUGUCCGUGACCGCCUGUGACCCCGACUAUGGAGUGAACGCCCAGGUCACUUACUCAUUGGCCGAGGACAGCCUUCCCGGACCGCCCAUAUCCUCCUACAUCUCCAUCAACUCCAACACUGGCGUUCUGUAUGCGCUGCGUUCCUUCGACUAUGAGCAGUUCCAAGACUUGCAUCUGCAAGUCACAGCGCAGGACAGCGGUGACCCUCCGCUCAGCAGCAACGUGUCUCUGAACUUGUUCCUGGUGGACCAAAAUGACAACGCGCCAGAGAUCCUGUACCCCGCCCUCCCCACCGAUGGUUCCACAGGCGUGGAGCUGGCGCCCUGCUCCGCAGAGCCCGGCUACCUGGUCACCAAGGUGGUGGCGGUGGACAGAGACUCGGGCCAGAACGCCUGGCUGUCCUACCGCCUGCUCAAGGCGAGCGAGCCAGGGCUCUUCGCGGUGGGGCUGCACACGGGCGAGGUGCGCACGGCGCGGGCCCUGCUGGACAGAGACGCGCUCAAGCAGAGCCUGGUGGUGGCGGUGCAGGACCACGGCCAGCCCCCUCUCUCGGCCACCGUCACGCUCACCGUGGCCGUGGCCGACAACAUCCCGGACGUCCUGGCCGACCUGGGCAGCAUCAGGACCCCCGCCGACCCGGACGAUUCGGACCUCACGCUGUAUCUGGUGGUGGCGGUGGCGGCAGUCUCGUGCGUCUUCCUGGCCUUUGUCAUCGUGCUGCUGGCGCUCAGGCUGAGGCGCUGGCACGCGUCGCGUCUGCUCCAGGCUUCCGGAGGCGGGCUGGUGGGCGUGCCGGCCUCGCACUUUGUGGGCGUGGACGGGGUGCGGGCUUUCCUGCAGACCUAUUCCCACGAGGUCUCCCUGACCGCGGACUCGCGGGAGAGUCACGUGAUCUUCCCCCAGCCCAACUACGCGGACACGCUCAUCAGCCAGGAGAGCUGUGAGAAAAAGGAUUUUCUAUCAGCACCGCAGUCUUUACUUGAAGAUAAAGAAGAAACAUUUUCUCAGGUAAAUUCCCUUCACAAUAUACUUAGUAGCUAUUACUAAAAUAAACAUUUAUUUACUUAGCUGCCUCCAUUGUUUACCACAUCUUUUCUAUUUCUCAUAUUUCCUUGUGAAUAUAUCAAUUCUUAGGAAAUGAGUCCUGGUGAACUAUUUCUCAAUAGUUCUAAGUGCUCACACCCUGUAAGGGGAAGAGGGGCUAGAAUCAUUGUAUCAUGAGUAUAAAUCAGGAGUUAGUAUGGGGUGAAUAUUAUUUAGGU